AAUAUGGACCUCAGUGACAUGAGAAAGAAAUACAAGGGAGACGAAGAGUGUUUCGAGGAGAACCAGUUGACCUCUCUGGACCCAAUCAAGCAAUUUGGAAGCUGGUUCGACGAAGCUACCAAAUGUCCUGAAGUUGGCGAGGCCAAUGCCAUGUGCAUUGCUACGGCAACCAAAGAAGGACGUCCGUCGGCCCGUAUGGUUCUGCUUAAAGGUUACAGCGACGACGGCUUCCGAUUUUUCACCAACUACGAAAGUCGCAAGGGAACCGAACUGGAAAGCAACCCUCACGCCUGUCUGGUGUUCUACUGGGAGCCUUUGAAUAGACAGAUUCGCAUUGAGGGUGAGGUGGAACGCAUCCCCUACCAGAGCUCCUGCGAUUAUUUCCACUCGAGGCCGAAGAGUAGCCAGAUCGGGGCGGUGGUGAGCAGGCAAAGCACCCCGGUUCCUGACAGAAAUUUCCUGAGGGAGAAGAACGCAGAGCUGGAGGCCAAGUACAAGGACACGCAAGUGCCGAUGCCAGACUACUGGGGGGGCUACUUAGUAAAGCCCCAUCUGAUCGAGUUCUGGCAGGGUCAGACCAACAGGCUUCACGACCGUAUCGUUUUCACAAAAGUGGCCGAAGACGCCGAGCUGGGCGAGCAUCAGCGGCGUGGUGAGGGUUGUUGGGCUUACCAACGACUCUCCCCGUGA
Nerophis lumbriciformis (worm pipefish) is the source of this 690-nucleotide messenger RNA. Lineage: Eukaryota; Metazoa; Chordata; Actinopteri; Syngnathiformes; Syngnathidae. The record is from RefSeq and is a predicted model, not a curated record.